AUGACGAUACACGCGGCGUACGUGCAGCUGGGAUUUGAAGUUCCAGAUGAUCUCCUCCAGCUCGUGUCACCCGAAUGGAUGGUUGAGCUGAUACACGCACUAAAUCGAGCUCUUCUUGAGGAGGAAACCAUGGUCCGAGUGUACGGUACCGGCGGAAUGGCGUAUGUCCUCGCCGUCGCAAAGUUUCUGUUUGCCCAUGAUAUGGUCGUCAGUGUCGGAAACUUUCUCAUUUACGAAGGAGCUCGUCGAUCCAUCUUUCUUGAGUUCACGACAGAUACACCCGGGGCAGCAACAUUUCAACUUGGAGCAAGAUUACAGAACAUAGCCCCCUUGCUAGAGCAGGACCGAAAACUUUCAAAUACCUCACGCUGGUGUCAAUUCUUAUGGCCAAAAUGGAUACGUAGCUGGCUAGAACUUGAGUUCGCCAGUUCGGGAGCCACUUGUUCCGAGAAGGCCGAGCAAUCCCUUCUUGGGCCGACCAAGGGUCGCGGUCUCACACAACAUUCGAACAUCGUGAUGAAGAACGAGACGACAGCAUGA
Molecule: messenger RNA, 540 nt
Organism: Aspergillus pseudoviridinutans
Lineage: Eukaryota; Fungi; Ascomycota; Eurotiomycetes; Eurotiales; Aspergillaceae
Exons: 2
Coding region: 1-540 (179 amino acids)
Source: RefSeq, a predicted model, not a curated record